Molecule: messenger RNA, 576 nt
Organism: Rattus norvegicus (Norway rat)
Lineage: Eukaryota; Metazoa; Chordata; Mammalia; Rodentia; Muridae
Gene: Trmt112
Product: tRNA methyltransferase activator subunit 11-2
Exons: 4
Coding region: 28-405 (125 amino acids)
Cellular component (GO): nucleoplasm; perinuclear region of cytoplasm
Molecular function (GO): protein heterodimerization activity
Source: RefSeq, marked validated
CGGCCUCCGGAGCUCCGGUGCGACAACAUGAAACUGCUCACCCACAAUCUCCUCAGCUCGCAUGUGCGGGGCGUGGGCACGCGUGGCUUCCCGCUGCGCCUGCAGGCCACCGAGGUCCGCAUCAACCCUGUGGAGUUCAACCCCGACUUCGUGGCGCGGAUGAUCCCCAAAGUGGAGUGGGCGGCGCUUGUGCAGGCAGCGGACACCUUAAACUUGGCCGAGGUACCCAAAGAGCCGACUGAAGGCUAUGAGCACGAUGAGACGUUUUUGAGGAAGAUGCACCAUGUGUUGCUUGAGGUUGAUGUGCUGGAGGGCACCCUGCAAUGCCCAGAAUCUGGUCGUCUUUUCCCCAUCAGCCGCGGGAUCCCCAAUAUGCUGUUGAAUGAUGAGGAAACCGAGACGUAACCUUGUUAGCCACAUCUUUGGUGUUUCGUGACUGUGUGUGUUAUCUGUUGUAUGGUCUGUUAACUAGAUGUGUCGUGCGUGACCCCCCAAAUUCCCCCAAUGAUUCACCAACCACCGUGUACUUGAGCUCCAUAGUAUAUUUUUUUUCUCAUUAAAGGUUCAAAACCAAAA